GCUGGCGCCGCCGACUGAAGAGUCGGGAGAGAGAUCGGUACAUCGGAAACAGCGGAUCGGCUGUCGGAGUCUCUGUACUCGGCAAAUCGCGCUCUCUCUCUCUCAUUGGUGGGGUGAGCAACUUUCCAUAAUGGAGGCUCAAAUGUUAACUCAGAGAGAAUUAUUUGUAGUAGAACCUUUGGAGCUCGUUCCAGAACGAAUAGAAAUGGAUCCUCUGGUUUCUGCAAAUAUCCAGUUUGCACUUGAUCUGUUCAAGCAGUUGGAUGAAGCUAACAAAGUUGGCAACCUCUUUAUGUCUCCAUUUAGUAUAUCAUCUGCACUGGCCAUGGUGCAUCUUGGUGCAAAAGGAAAUACAGCAACUCAAAUGGCUGAGGUGCUUGGUUUUGAUGAAGUCAAAGAUGUCCACUCUGAAUUUCAGAAACUGCAAGUUGAUUUCAUCAACCCUAAAGCAAAUUAUGUCUUGAAGACAGCAAAUCGCCUCUAUGGGGAGAAGACCUACAGCUUCCUUACAGUGUUUCUUGAGGCUUCUGGAAAAUAUUAUCAGGCAGGACUGAGUGCUGUUGACUUUGUCAAUGCAGCAGAGGAAGUUAUAAAAGAGAUCAACUCUUGGAUUGAAGAACAGACAGCAGGAAAAAUCAAGAAUAUAUUUCCGCCAAAAAGCCUGGACUCUUCCACAAAGCUUGUCCUUGUGAAUGCCAUUUAUUUUAAGGGAACCUGGAAGGAGCAAUUUGAUAAGGGAAGCACAUACACUGGAAAAUUCAAAUUAAAUGAGAAUCAAGUGAAAAAUGUGGAAAUGAUGUGUCAAACCGAGUAUUUUAGUUACAUUCACAUCCAUGAAUCUGCAGUCAAGAUAAUUGAACUCCCCUAUCUUCAGGAUGAGCUCAGCAUGGUCAUUCUAUUGCCAGAUGAUGUCAAUGGACUCGAAAAUCUUCAACGUAGUUUCACUCUUGAUUGUCUGAAAACUUGGACCAACCCAAAAAACAUGUACCAUACAAAGGUUAAUGUCACUCUGCCCAAAUUCAAGCUGGAGGAAAACUAUGAUCUGACAUCAAUCCUCUCCCAAAUGGGGAUGGAAGAUGCUUUUGGUAUAGGGAAAGCCAAUCUCUCUGGAAUGAGCAACAGUAAUGAUCUUUCUUUGUCAAAAGUCAUUCAUCAGUCCUUUGUAGAAGUUAAUGAGGAAGGCACAGAAGCAGCUGCUGCCACAGUAAUUGGCCUUUUGGGAUAUGGAAUGGUAACCAUAGAAGAAUUUAAGGCUGAUCAUCCAUUCCUGUUCUUCAUACGUCACCAAAAGACACAGACCAUCUUGUUUUAUGGGAGGCUCAGUAAUCCUUAAAUAAAGUGCCUUGUAACCUACAUAUCUUCAAAUCAAUUGGCUAAUGUCUACAACAGCAAGUUUGACAGUGUGAUCAUGAAACCUUUUUUCAAAAUAACCUAAGGGAUUUCCUGGGGAUUUCCUAGAAUGAAAUUUAUUGGUAGUUGAAAAAUGGCGUGGAACUUAGUAUAAUUUAUGCCUUGAUUAUUAUAAAUAUUCAUUAUAUUUUUACGUUAUAUUUUUGCAUUGUCUUUUUAACUUGAGUGAAGUGAAUGGAAAUUAUGUGCUUCAAGUCCUUAAGUAAAACAAGAGGCACAUGUAAGGGAGAGGAGCUUGUCUGAUAUAAAAAAAUUUAUCACCAUUAGGCCAUAAAAGUUAUUUUUUGAUAUUCCUAAAGAAUGAUAGAAGGUGACAAAUGUAAUAAGAUGUUGGAUAAUGGAAUUCAAACUUCUAAUGAUCUUUGCAUCUCGUUCAUCAGGACUCUUGACAAAUUUUAAUUUGGCCAUUUGGAGACAGACCUUCCCCCUCGUCCAAUAAAGCCCUUUGCUUUCUUGUUGAAAUUUUCACUUGUGCAUCCAAAGGUUUAUCUCAGACUUUGAACAGUUUGCAAAUAACUUUCAGAUUAAAAUUUGAUCUUUGUCUACCAGUUUAUAUGCAUUCCCCUCAUCCUUUCUGCUUAAAGCUUAAAAUUUACAUUAAUAUUUUCUAUUCUGUUAUCUAAAUGGUGAAAUUUUUUGACACUGUGUUUCUAGGUUAAAAUUUGGUAAGGCAAAGUAAUAUCAUUAUCCAGUGCAUGUUAAUCAUACUAAUAUAACUAAAUACAUUGUGGGAGGGUUGAUGGAUGGUAGAGGAUCCAGCUAUGGUGAUGAUUUUAAUGUCAAAACCUUCCUGCUAUGGGCAUUGCUUUUGGAUAAGCUGGAAUUUUUAUUAACCACAAUUGUCUACUUUAGUUUGCUACAGAAAUAAUUGUCCAUGAGCUAUAUUUGAAUUUCUAACCGUUGUCAAUAAAAGCCAUUAAGCACCCUG
This is a messenger RNA of Mobula hypostoma (lesser devil ray), 2338 nucleotides long. RefSeq names its product leukocyte elastase inhibitor-like. Lineage: Eukaryota; Metazoa; Chordata; Chondrichthyes; Myliobatiformes; Myliobatidae. The record is from RefSeq and is a predicted model, not a curated record. Gene Ontology annotation, biological process: negative regulation of endopeptidase activity. Gene Ontology annotation, molecular function: serine-type endopeptidase inhibitor activity. The transcript has 8 exons. Bases 131 to 1333 code for a protein of 400 amino acids.